UGGUCCCCCCCGAGGCGAUGCUGCCCCAUUUAGCGCUCCUCCUGCUGGCCUGCUCCUGCACGGCCCGGGCUGUCGAGGUGCCUACUGAUGGAAACGCUGGCUUGUUGGCAGAGCCCCAAAUUGCCAUGUUUUGUGGCAAACUCAAUAUGCAUAUGAAUGUUCAGAAUGGAAAAUGGGAAUCUGACCCCUCAGGGACCAAGACCUGCAUUGGAACAAAAGAAGGGAUUCUGCAAUAUUGCCAAGAAGUUUAUCCUGAAUUGCAAAUUACCAAUGUUGUGGAAGCCAACCAGCCUGUGACAAUCCAAAACUGGUGCAAGAGGGGACGGAAGCAGUGCAAGAGUCACCCUCACAUUGUGGUUCCCUACAGGUGCUUGGUUGGUGAGUUUGUGAGUGAUGCCCUUCUGGUGCCAGAUAAGUGCAAGUUCCUCCACCAGGAAAGGAUGGAUAUAUGUGAAACUCACCUGCACUGGCACACUGUUGCUAAAGAGUCCUGUAGUGAAAAGAGUAUGAAUCUGCAUGAUUACGGUAUGCUGCUGCCCUGUGGAAUUGACAAGUUCCGUGGUGUGGAGUUUGUUUGCUGUCCAUUAGCAGAUGAAAGUGACAAUGUUGAUUCAGCUGACGCUGAGGAAGACGAUUCCGAUGUCUGGUGGGGAGGUGCGGAUGCAGAUUAUGCAGAUGGAAGUGAUGACAAGGUGGUAGAAGAGCAGCCGGAGGAAGAGGAGGAAGUAACGGACGUGGAGGACGAAGAUGCUGAUGAUGAUGACGAUGAUGGUGAUGAGAUUGAAGAAGAGGCAGAGGAACAGUACGAAGAGGCCACGGAAAGAACUACCAGCAUUGCUACCACAACCACCACUACUACCGAAUCGGUAGAAGAGGUUGUUAAAGAGGUGUGCUCUGAACAAGCUGAGACUGGUCCUUGCCGAGCAAUGAUCUCCCGCUGGUACUAUGAUGUGACUGAACGAAAGUGUGCACCAUUCUUUUACGGCGGAUGUGGUGGGAACCGAAACAACUUUGACUCUGAGGAAUACUGCAUGGCAGUCUGUGGCAGCGUCAUCCCCACCACAGCUGCCAGCACUCCUGAUGCUGUUGACAAAUACUUGGAGACACCUGGUGAUGAGAAUGAGCAUGCCUAUUUCCAGAAAGCCAAGGAGAGACUCGAAGCCAAGCAUCGUGAAAGAAUGUCUCAGGUCAUGAGGGAAUGGGAAGAAGCGGAACGCCAAGCAAAGAACUUGCCAAAGGCUGAUAAGAAGGCUGUUAUCCAGCAUUUCCAGGAGAAAGUGGAAUUACUGGAACAAGAAGCGGCAAAUGAGAGACAGCAGCUAGUGGAGACUCACAUGGCCAGAGUGGAAGCCAUGCUGAAUGACCGUCGCCGCAUUGCUCUGGAGAACUAUAUCACAGCUCUGCAAGCCGUCCCUCCCAGACCUCGCCAUGUGUUCAAUAUGCUGAAGAAGUACGUGCGUGCAGAGCAGAAAGACAGACAGCAUACCCUCAAACACUUUGAACAUGUCCGCAUGGUGGAUCCAAAGAAAGCUGCCCAAAUCAGAUCUCAGGUUAUGACACACCUACGUGUGAUAUAUGAGCGCAUGAACCAGUCUCUUUCCCUUCUCUACAACGUACCAGCGGUUGCUGAGGAGAUUCAAGAUGAAGUGGAUGAACUGCUUCAGAAAGAGCAAAACUACUCCGAUGAUGUCUUGGCCAAUAUGAUCAGUGAGCCCAGGAUCAGCUAUGGAAAUGAUGCCCUCAUGCCUUCAUUGACUGAAACUAAAACCACAGUUGAACUUCUUCCAGUUGAUGGAGAAUUCAGCCUAGAUGAUCUUCAGCCAUGGCAUCCUUUUGGUGUUGAUUCUGUCCCAGCCAACACUGAAAAUGAAGUUGAGCCAGUUGAUGCCCGCCCAGCUGCAGACAGAGGACUGACCACAAGACCAGGUUCUGGGUUAACCAAUGUUAAAACUGAAGAGAUCUCUGAAGUAAAGAUGGAUGCAGAGUUCCGACAUGAUUCAGGAUAUGAAGUGCAUCAUCAAAAAUUGGUAUUCUUUGCUGAAGAUGUGGGUUCAAACAAAGGUGCCAUCAUUGGACUAAUGGUGGGAGGUGUUGUCAUAGCAACAGUCAUUGUCAUUACUUUGGUGAUGCUGAAGAAAAAACAGUACACAUCCAUCCAUCAUGGUGUAGUGGAGGUGGAUGCUGCAGUGACACCAGAGGAACGCCACCUUUCCAAGAUGCAACAAAAUGGCUAUGAAAAUCCAACCUACAAGUUCUUUGAACAGAUGCAGAACUAG
Messenger RNA from Emys orbicularis (European pond turtle), 2276 nucleotides. RefSeq names its product amyloid beta precursor protein (gene APP). The transcript has 17 exons. NCBI's taxonomy places the organism in Eukaryota, Metazoa, Chordata, Testudines, Emydidae. The coding region runs from base 18 to 2276 and encodes 752 amino acids. Gene Ontology annotation, cellular component: Golgi apparatus; cell surface; membrane raft. The record is from RefSeq and is a predicted model, not a curated record. Gene Ontology annotation, biological process: axonogenesis; central nervous system development. Gene Ontology annotation, molecular function: serine-type endopeptidase inhibitor activity; heparin binding; signaling receptor binding.